CUUCCAAGUGACUUGCGUUGGCAUUACAGGUCGAAGUUUCGGAGUGCAAGAGAAAGUGGGAGCGAAGUGAUCUAUCUCUUUCACGUGAUUUAAAAAAUAUAUAUAUAUUUUUCCGUUUCUAUAGAAAACGCAUUAAGGAAUCAUUUUUAUGUUGAUGAAGUCCCACCGAGUGUGGGACGUAGAAAAUAAUUGUCUUUUAUAGAGAGUGUAAAGAGGUGCACCCAACCAUUACUUCAGUGGCCAGACGUGAAGGACCUUGAUUUUCCUUUCCCCAGCAUUUGCAGCCUGUGCUAGGUUGGUGGAAAAUGGGCACGCGGAUCCACUCGGUCUCUGGACUUAUCGUCUCGUUGAUAUUUACAUGUCAUCUGAUAAAUGUGGCUCAGAGCUCCAAGGUGUGGGGAGAGGUCCCGCUGCCUGAGGACCUGGACUCCGAGAGGACUGUCGUCCAAAGGUCUCAGCGGUUCUUAGACGAUGACGAGGACUUCACUGCGGACGAAGCAUCGGGAGAUCUGCCCAGUGGAGAGGAGGAUGGAAGCACACCGGAACCCACAGUGGUGACUGAGAUCAGCACAACGUACUACAGAGCUCUGGUGAACUUCACAGACUCCAUUGUGUACAGGCCUGACAUGGAGGACAUUUCCUCACUGUCUUUCCAGGAGAUCUCUGACGCGGUGGUGGACACGUUGGAGUCGGAGUACAACAGGUUCCCAGGCAUCCAGACUGUCAAUGUGGUCCUCAUCAAGAAGAUGCUGAGGCAGGAUGGGGUGGAUGUGUUUGUAGAGCUUGACGUGGGCUCUGACUACAACAACAACGACAAUCAGAUCCGCAACGUGCUCUAUGGAGUGGUGAAGGAGGGAACCAUCGCCUCCUACAUCACCUCUGUCCAGGGCUUCCAGUUCAGACGCCUGGGAGAAGCUCUGCCCCCUGUGAACCCCAUGGCUGUGCCAGUGGUCCCAGACCUUCGGCCGUGCAUUAAGGGUGAGCACACGUGUCGGGAUGGGGAGUGCAUCCCUCUGGAGUACCUGUGUGACAACAGACCUGAUUGCAAUGACAUGAGUGAUGAGCUGGAUUGUGAUAAGAUCCGUCCUGGUGCAGUUACCCCCACUCCUCCCACCACCAUCCCCAUCAAGAAGCCUCCACGCCCCCCUGGUCCCCCAGGGCCCUGCAAAGUGGACCAGGCCACCUGUCAGAAUGGGGAGUGUGUCCCCAGAGACUACCUCUGUGACGGAGAGAGAGACUGCUCUGAUGGCAGCGACGAGUUCAGAUGCGGCACUCCCUCUCCCUGUGAACCAAAUGAGUUCAAAUGUAAGAACGGCCGCUGUGCUCUCAAGCUGUGGCGCUGUGAUGGAGACAACGACUGCGACGACAACUCAGACGAGACAGACUGCCCCACCAGAGGUCCAGGUGACACGUGUGCCCCAGAGCAGUUUGUGUGCCUCAGUGACCGCACCUGCAUCCCAUCCAGCUAUCAGUGUGAUGAAGAGACAGACUGCCCAGACCGCUCUGAUGAGUAUGGCUGCACUCCUCCCAUGGUGACCAGUCCCCCAGAGGAGUCCAUUCAGGCAGUGCGGGGGGAGACGGUGACCUUUAACUGUGUGGCAGUGGGUGUUCCUACCCCCAUCAUCACCUGGAGGCUCAACUGGGGCCAUAUCCCCAUCAGUGGCAGGAUCUCAAUGACCAGUGAGAAUGGGGGUGGCACCCUGACCAUCCGUGACGUAAAGGAGGCGGACCAGGGGGCGUACACCUGUGAGGCCAUCAACGCCAAGGGCCUUGUGUUUGGUAUCCCUGACGGGGUGCUCAGCCUCACACAGAAACCAGGAAACUGUCCAGACGGUCACUUCAGUGUGGAGGGACAUUGUAUCUCCUGCUUCUGCUUCGGCAUCACCAAGAACUGUGGAACCACCGGCCGCUACCGCAACCAGAUCAACCUGCGCUUCACUGACGAGGACGACUUCAAAGGAGUGAACGUGACGUACCCCUCUAGACCAGGCACCCCUCCUCUCUCCUCCACUCAGCUCAUCAUAAACCCUGAGGAGGAGGAGUUCCAGCUGGUCGACCUAUCACGACGCUUUCUCAUCCUGGACUCCUAUUGGACGCUUCCCCGCCAGUUUCUGGGCAACAAGAUUGACUCUUAUGGAGGCUUACUGAAGUACAAGGUGCGUUACACGCUGGCCCGCGGGGAGACUGAGCCUGAGGAGAAACCAGAUGUGAUUCUGACCGGGAAUGGUCAGAGAUUGGUCUACCGCAGGGGCAACCCCACCCCCUCCAGGGUGGUCAACAAGAAGGAGAUCAAAUUCACUGAGGAGAACUGGCAGCACUCGUCGGGACGCCAGGUGUCCCGUGAGGACCUGAUGAUGACCCUGGCUAGCCUGGAGGCCAUCAGCAUCCGCACCGUCUACGACAACCACAUGGUGAGCGUGGCGCUCAGCGACAUCGUCAUGGACACCACCACCGUGGAGUACAACAUCCAGGGCAAUGCCAAGGAUGUGGAGGAGUGCAGGUGUCCCCCUGGCUACUCAGGACUGUCCUGUGAACAGUGCUCCACUGGCUUUGAGCGUGUGUCUGGAGGGAACUUCCUGGGAUCCUGUGCUGGAUGUAACUGUAAUGGACACGCCAGCGCCUGUGACCCCAUCAGUGGACACUGUCUGAGCUGCCAGCACAACACUGAAGGUCCUCAGUGUGACAAGUGCAGACCAGGCUACUUCGGUGACCCCAGACAAGGUCGCCCCGAUGACUGCAAGCCCUGUCCCUGCCCAUACACCGAGACGUCCCGCCGGUUCUCCGACACCUGCUUCCUGGACCAUGACUCCCAGGCUACGUGCGAUGCCUGCAAACCAGGCUACACCGGCCGCCGCUGUGAAAAGUGUGCACCUGGGUACCAGGGUAACCCACUACAGCCUAAUGGCAAAUGUUUUCCAAACACAAACUCAAAGUGUGAUAGCAGAGGAACAGUGAACUCCAACAGCAGACCAUGCGCCUGCAAGUCCAAUGUGGUGGGGUCGCAGUGUGACGAGUGUAAGAGCGGCGCCUUCCACCUGACAGAGGAGAACCCAGAAGGCUGUCUGCAGUGCUUCUGUAUGGGCGUCACCAAGCAGUGUGCCAGCUCCACCUGGAGCCGAGACCAGGUCCGUGGAGGUGUGAAUGGGCAGCUGUUCUCCCUCUCCAACAGUGCUAACUCCAGGACUAUCACAGACGGUAUCACCCAGAAAGGCUCCUCAGAGGUGGCAUACCGCUCCUUCUCUGACAUCCCCAAGGACAUCUACUACUGGGUCCUACCAGACAGCUUCAGAGGAGACAAGGUGACAGCCUAUGGCGGAGAGCUGCGCUACACUGUGCGCUAUGAGCCCCGGCAACGCUCCCUGGUAUACGGACAGCCGGAUGUGGUUCUCCAAGGCAACAGCAUCUUCCUGGAACACUUCUCCCAGACAAAGCCCCUCCCCCGCGCACCUACCACAGUCACUGUCACCUUCAGAGAGUGUCUGCAUGGAGGCGUGCUGAUGGACAGCCCUGUACUCGAGUGUGAUGUGGGCUACACCCGUACAGGCUCUGGGCUCUACCUGGGUACCUGUGAGAGGUGCGACUGUAACGGCCACGCCAGCGCAAUGCCUUCACAACACGGCCGGCCAAGGUGCGAGCGCUGUUUGCCAGGUUUCUACGGCAACCCUGUGACGGAUGGCCCAGGCCUGUCAGCCCUGCCCCUGCCCUGGCACUUCCCCCAGCAACCAGCUAUACUGUCUCUGAUAGAAGACUCUGUCUUCCUGCAGGUAUUUCAGUCUUGCUACAAGGACGUGGAUGGUCAGCCCACUUGUGAUAACUGUCCCCAUGGCUUCACUGGCCGGCGCUGCGAAAGAUGUGCUGCUGGGUACACAGGCAACCCCCAGCUCGGCCAGAGGUGUAGUGUUGGCAACAAUGACCUGAAUGGUAACUGCUAUAACUGUGACCAGAGAGGAAGUGAAGGAUGCAAUGGAAAUGGUGUGUGUCGCUGCAAGAUGAACAUUGAGGGACCUGCCUGCUCCAACUGUAAGCAGGGAACCUUUCACAUCAGCACAGACAACAAAGAUGGCUGCCUGUCCUGCUUCUGCAUGGGCGUCACACAGCAGUGCUCCAGCUCCUCCCACUACAGAGACCAGGUGUCAUCUGUCUUUGUCCCUGGCAACUUCCAGGGCUUUGCUUUGGUCAACCGGCAGCGCACCAACCGUAUCUCCACCGGCUUCACUGUGGAAGUGUCCACCGAUGGCACACAGCUCUCCUAUAGCAACUUUGACUACCUAGGCCAGGAGCCCCACUACUGGCAGCUGCCUGGGGUCUACCAGGGGGACAAGGUGAGCUCCUACGGCGGUAAGCUGAAGUACACCAUCUCCUACGUAGCAGGACAGAGAGGAACAGCCAUCGAGGACCCUGACAUUCAGAUUAUUGGAAAUGACAUCACGCUGGUGGCUCGUCAGCCAUGGCAGAGGGGACAGGGGACAAGAGAGUCCCGCCAGUUUGAGGUCGUCUUCAGAGAGGAGAACUGGCGUCGUCCAGACGGCAUGCCUGCCACUCGGGAGCACCUGAUGAUGGUGCUGGCUGACCUGGAUGACAUCCUGGUGCGGGCCUCCUACUACACAGAGAUGAGGUCCUCCAGCAUCUCCGAGGUCAGCAUGGAGGUGGCCGUGCCCAACUACAGCGGCCUGGCUCAGGCUCUAGAGGUGGAGCAGUGCCGCUGCCCGACUGCCUACCAGGGACUCUCCUGUCAGGACUGUGCUCCUGGCUACACCAGAACCGGAGGUGGCCUGUACCUGGGCCACUGUGAGCUGUGUGAGUGCAACGGGCACUCUGACUCCUGCCACCCAGAGACUGGCAUCUGCACGAGCUGCCUCCACAACACCCAGGGAGAGCUGUGUGAGCAGUGUGCCCCGGGCUUCUUUGGGGACCCCACCGCUGGAACCCCAGAGGACUGCCAGCCCUGUGCCUGCCCCCACACAGACCCUGACAACCAGUUCUCCCCUACCUGUGAAAGCCUGGGUAACGGUGGUUAUCAGUGCACUGCCUGCCAGCCUGGAUACACUGGCCAGUACUGUGAACGCUGUGCACCUGGAUAUGUUGGAAAUCCACAGGACAGGAUUAAGUGUCGUCCAUUCAACACAGUGGCAGCCUCUCUGGUGGUGAAGGUGUACCCUGAGAGGGUGUUGGUGGCCCAGGGCAGCCCUGUGACCCUGCGGUGCCAGGUGACCGGCUCUCCACCCCACUACUACUACUGGUCCAGGGAGGACGGAAGGCCCGUCACCAACAGCGCCGACAGACGCGGACAAGGAGAGGAGCUGCAUAUCCCCAGUGUUCAACCCAGUGACGCAGGCAUCUACAUCUGUACCUGCAGAGACCAGCGCAACACCAACAGGAGCCGCGCUGAGAUCGUCGUCACAACUGUCUUAUCCAAACCCAUUGAAGUGACCAUUGAGGAGCCCAAAGCACAUAGCGUCACAGUUGGAGCAACAGUCAGCUUCAUCUGCACAGCCAAGAGCAAGUCUCCAGCCUACACCCUGGUGUGGACCCGGCGGGGUAACGGCAAGCUGCCCAACAGAGCCAUGGACUUCAACGGCAUCCUGACCAUCCAGAACGUCCAGCCUGAGGACGCUGGCAUCUACGUGUGUACAGGCUCUAACAUGUUUGCCAUGGACGAGGGCACUGCCGUCCUCUACGUGCCAGAGGCCUCACAGACUCCGACGUUUUACACAGCCUAUGAAAUGUUUGAAGGACAUAGAAAGCCUGCCGAGGGGGCCGAGCCAGUGGCUACCGCCACUCCACCUGUCCUGACCAUCCAGCAAGGAGGCCGCGCUGAGUUCCACUGUACUGUGACUGGCAACCCUACCCCUGCCAUCGAGUGGAUAGGUGGAGGUCCUGGUAACAGAAUGAGCCCCAAUGCUGUGGUCCGUGGAGGAGUACUAACCAUCCCUGCUGUGGAGAGGGGGGAUGAGGGGGAGUACGUCUGCAAGGCUCUCAACACCCACGGAGAACACACAGCACGGGCUGUCCUCUACGUACACAGUGCCAGCCUGCCCCACGUGCAGGUGAGCCCCCAGAGAGUGGACAUCCAUGAGGGGGAGACGCUGAGGCUGUACUGCAGGGCUGGAGGCACGCCCAGCCCCGGACUCACCUGGAAGAAACAGGGAGGACAACUUCCUCCGCAGGCCAUUCCUUCUCACGGUUUCCAUCAGUUUAAAAGCAACAGUCUCGAUGUGUUACAGAGACGUAUUGAGGAGCUGCAGACCCGUAUGGAGCGUACAGACAUUGGCACCCUUCUCAUCCCCAACAUCAAGUCCUCUGACUCUGGCACCUACCUGUGUGUCGGAACCAACUCCAUAGGAUCCUCAGAGGCUCGCAUCGAGGUCACCGUCAAUAGAGCAAUAGGAGGAGACACCAUCUCGUCAGCCAUCACCAUCCAGCCCUCCAUAGCUGACGUCCAGGAGGGACAGUCUCUGGACCUUAACUGUUAUGUCCCUGGUAACCCCCCACCUGCUGUCACCUGGAGGAGGUCUAGUGGACGCCUGUCUGCCAAUCACCAGGUUCUGGGUACCCAGCUGCGUAUCCUCUCUGCCAGCCCAGAUGACUCUGGGGAGUAUAUCUGUCGUGUGGAGGCAAGGCCUGGUACUCCUGUCCGUCAGACCUCAGUCUCUGUCUCAGUCACAGCCACCUCCUCUCGCCUGCAGACCCCUAUCAUCUCCAUUGAGCCCCACAGUGCAGCGGUGCGAAAGGGAGAGUCAGCUAGCUUCAAGUGUAGGGUCUACAGUGGAGCCCAGCCCGUUCGCCUGGAGUGGAAACUGUCCAACAACCAGCCCCUUCCUGACAAUGUGAAGAUUGACCAUUACGGCUCUGUCCUCAUCAUCACUGAUGCCCGCCCUAGCAACCAGGGCACCUACCGCUGUGUGGCUAGCAACUUGUUUGGAAUCACCCAGAGCAUGGUCUCUCUGAUUGUCAGAGAGUCUCCCGUAGCGACUGUCACCCCUCAGGGGCCCGUGCGAGUCAAGGUGGGUGAACCCAUCAACCUGGAGUGCCAGGCCUCCGGGGAACCACGGCCAUCUGUCACAUGGCACAGGCUGGACAACGCCCGCAAGACCAUGCUGAGUAGCCCUGUGCCCAUGGAGUCCAACGCUGUCAUGCAGGUCCUAGUGGCCCGUCCAGAAGACAGUGGCAACUACGUGUGCACGGCCCGCAACAACGAGGGAACCACCGAGACCAGGGUGGAAGUGAUCGUGGAAGGGGGUGCCCAGGUGCCCACCUCGCCCCGUGCCUCUGUGCCAGAACCCCUUAUGGUGGUGGUGGAGGGACAGACCACCACACUGAGAUGUGACGCUCACGGAUUCCCCGCCCCUAAGAUCACAUGGUCUAAGCUGCGUGCCCCUCUUCCCUGGAGACAUAAGGUAGUGGACAACACCCUAGUCCUGCCCAGUGUUGGCCGGGCAGACUCUGGAGAGUACAUCUGUAAUGCCACCAACAACAUGGGCACCACAGAGGUCACCAUCAUGCUGGAUGUGGAGACUCCUCCCUAUGCCACCUCCCUGCCCGACGACGUGGCAGUGCGUGUGGGCGAGGUGAUCCGACUGCAGUGCCUGGCCCAUGGUACUCCCCCGCUGCUCUUCCAGUGGACCAAGCUAAACGGCAGCCUGUCCACCAGGGCUGACGUCCAAGCAGGAGACCUCCAGAUCAACCUGGCCACAGCCGAGGACGCUGGCACUUACAAGUGUGUCGCCACCAACAAAGUGGGCACCAGUGAAGCACAUGCCAAGGUUACAGUCAGAUCGCCUCUAGCGGUGCGUGUGUCUCCUCAGGUGGAGGUGAAGGCCGAGGGCAGUGCUGUGGAGUUCACCUGCUCUGCUGCAGGAGGCCUGGGGACCACCAUGGAGUGGCUGAAGGAGGGAGGAGCCCUGCCCCCCAACCAUCACAUCAAAGACGGAGUGCUGAGGAUUGAGAACCUGGAUCAGAGCAAUGAGGGCGUCUACAUCUGCAGAGCCACCAGUGUUCAUGGCCAGGCUCAGGAUACCGCCAAGCUCACCAUCCAAGCCCUUCCCAAGGUAAUGAUCAACGUGCGUACCUCAGUGCAGACUGUUAUGGUUGGUAACUCGGUGGAGUUUGAGUGCCAGGCCAUCGGCGAGCCCCAGCCCACGGUGCGCUGGAGCAAGGUGGGAGGGCUGCUACCGGCACACAUUGUGGUGAAGGGAGGCAUGCUUAAGAUCGAACAGGUGACAGACGCUGACGCUGGACAGUACCGCUGCACUGCCACCAAUGAUGUGGGCUCUGUGCAGUCCCAGGUGGUCCUCAAUGUCCAGUCCCUACCCCAGAUCGCAGCUCUGCCAGAGCUGAAGGAAGUGACAGUGGGAUCUGAUGCUGUCCUGCCCUGUGUGGCAUCAGGAUAUCCAGUGCCUGCCAUCAAAUGGUCCAAGCUGGAUGGGGAGCUUCCUCCUAAGUGUUUACAGGUAGUCAACACCUUGACGGUUCCUGGAUUGACCCACGAGGAUUCUGGGACAUACGUGUGCACUGCCUCCAACAAGCAGGGAAAAGUGGAGGCCUUCACCACCCUCAAAGUCCAUGAUCGAGUGAUGCCCCAUUUCACCCAGGAGCCCCUGUCCUAUCUCACUCUGCCCACCAUCAAGAACGCCUACAAGUCCUUCAGCAUCAAGAUCAGCUUCAGGCCAGACAAUCCUGAUGGUAUGAUCAUCUAUAACGGACAGAAGAGGACCAUGGGAGCAGACUUCAUCUCUUUGGGGCUGGUGGGAGGCAGGCCUGAGUUCAGGUUUGACGUGGGUUCUGGCAUGGCCACCAUCCGCUACCCCACACCCAUCAAACUAGGAGAGUUCCAUACCAUAGAACUCCACCGCAACCAGACACAGGGCUCCAUCAUAGUGGACAGAGAGGCUCCAGUCAACGGAAGCUCACAGGGCAAGUUCCAGGGGCUGGAUCUGAAUGAGGAGUUGUAUGUGGGUGGUUACCCUAACUACACCCUCCUGGCCAAGACCGCUAGCCUCAAGACUGGCUUCAUUGGCUGCAUCCGUAAGCUGGUCAUCCAAGGUGAUGAGGUCAUCUUCAAGGAUCUGGACCGCAGCUCUACGGGCGUGUCCAACUGUCCUGUCUGCACUGACCGUCCCUGUCAGAAUGGAGGGAUAUGCCAGGACUCUGAUGCCAGUCUGUACAAGUGUAGCUGUCCCAGAGGAUUCACAGGGAGUAACUGCCAGCACCACUCCUCCCUGCACUGCCACCCAGAGGCUUGUGGACCAGACGCCACCUGCAUCAACCGUCAGAACACCCUGGGCUACGACUGCCGAUGCCACUUGGGGAAGUCUGGAAACAAGUGCAUGGAUGGUGAAUUGGUGACUACUCCCCUGUUUGACGGUAUGGACUCGUACAUUGCAUACCCUCCUCUGACCAACAUCCACAACGACCUGCACAUCGAGAUGGAGUUCAAACCCAUGGCUCUGGUCGGUCUGAUGUUCUUCAGUGUGGGCAAGAAGAUGAAGACGGAGGAUUUUGUUUCCCUAGAGAUUGUGGAUGGACACGUGCAGUUCCGCUAUGAACUGGGGACUGGCCAAGCUGUCCUGCGCAGUCCUGAGCCGGUCACCCUGGGCCAGUGGCACCGCUUGGAAGCCGGGCGCCUCGACAAGGACGGCUCUCUGAAGAUUGACGGUGGCCGUGAGGUCAGGAGGUCGUCGCCAGGCAAGGCCCAGGGCCUGAAUAUCCACACCCCCAUGUACCUAGGAGGAGUCCCCAACAUUGAUAUCAUACCCAAGGCCCUUAACAACAGUGUUCUGUACAAGGGAUGCAUAGGAGAGGUGUCCAUCAACGGUAAGAAGGUGGACCUGUCCUACAGCUUCACAAACAGCAUGGCCAUCAUCCAGUGUAAGGACAACAGUCCCUGUGACCGCAACCCCUGUCUAAACGGGGCCAGCUGCAUGCCGAGCGCCGAGUAUGAGUACCAGUGUCUAUGCAAGGACGGCUUCGAGGGUGAGCGAUGUGAGGUGUUGAAGGAUACCUGCCAGAGCAGUGACCAGUGCCAGAACGGAGGCAGCUGUGUCAACAGCCAGUGUGUGUGUCCUGUAGGCUUCAAUGGCCCCGUCUGUGGAGAGAGCCAGGUCUCCAGCUUCGCCGAUGCCCUGUGGAAUUUGGAGGGUAGCGGGGGGAAUGAUGCCCCCAUUGAGUAUGCAGUUAAAUUUUAUGACAACGGUUACCUUUCUCUUCCCAAGACUAUCUUCCCCAGAAGUGGCCCUGACACUCCAGAGACCAUUGAGCUGGAAAUCAAGGUCAACACCAACUCCAAAGAGGGCCUGAUCCUGUGGCAGGGAGUGGAGUCAGUUAAUGGCGCUAGCCAUUUUCGCAAGAUGCAUGCUAGUAAAAAGGUAUCCACCUCACCAAAACACCUGGAACUUGGAGAUCAAGGCAAGGGCAAGGACUUUAUCAGUCUUGGUCUGCAAAACGGACACUUAGUCUUCAGCUACCAGCUGGGCAGUGGUGAGUCUCAGAUCCAGUCCAGAGAGCCCAUCAACGAUGGCAGAUGGCACAAGGUCACUGCUGUGAGAACUGGUAAACAGGGAUAUAUUCAGAUAGACGGAGGACCCAUUCGACAAGGACAAUCACAAGGCAAAAGCAUCAUGGUGAACACCAAAGGCAACGUAUACCUGGGUGGCGCCCCGGACAUAUCUGCGAUGACGGGAGGGAAGUUCUCCUCGGGGCUCGAAGGCUGUGUGAGGAACCUGUCUCUGAUGAACGCCCGGCCGGGAGAUCAGCCAGCCAGACCCAUCGAGCUGCAGGCCACCGCAGAGAAUGGCAUCAACGUGGGCCGUUGCUCCUCAUAGACCUACAGCACCUCCCCCCCACAAACACACACACACACACAGUCACACACACACACACACACACACAC
Salvelinus sp. IW2-2015 is the source of this 10888-nucleotide messenger RNA. The record is from RefSeq and is a predicted model, not a curated record. NCBI's taxonomy places the organism in Eukaryota, Metazoa, Chordata, Actinopteri, Salmoniformes, Salmonidae.